Molecule: messenger RNA, 963 nt
Organism: Tripterygium wilfordii
Lineage: Eukaryota; Viridiplantae; Streptophyta; Magnoliopsida; Celastrales; Celastraceae
Product: temperature-induced lipocalin-1-like
Exons: 2
Coding region: 126-686 (186 amino acids)
Source: RefSeq, a predicted model, not a curated record
ACACUACCUUAUCAAGAAUCACAGAAAAUACCCAUUAAAGGUAGCCCAAUUUCUAUCCGUUUAAACCACAAGCCUCGUUCUCUCUCAAUUUAGUCAAAAAGAACCUAAACUUUUUGUUACAAGCCAUGGCAGCUAAGAAAGAAACUGAAGUGGUGAGGAAUUUGGAUGUAGAGAGGUACAUGGGUAGGUGGUAUGAGAUUGCAUCAUUUCCUUCAUUUUUCCAGCCCAAGAAUGGAGUGAAUACAAGAGCUACCUACACUUUGAAGGAUGAUGGGACUGUGAAUGUUCUCAAUGAGACAUGGAAUGAUGGGAAGAAGAGUUCUAUAGAAGGGACUGCUUAUAAGGCUGAUCCUAACAGUGAUGAAGCCAAGCUGAAAGUGAAAUUCUAUGUGCCUCCCUUCUUGCCCAUCAUUCCUGUAACAGGGGAUUACUGGGUUUUGUAUAUUGAUGAUGAUUAUCAGUAUGCCUUGAUUGGAGGACCUACCAAGAAGUAUCUCUGGAUACUUUGCAGACAGACGCAUCUGGACGAUGAGAUCUACAGCAUGCUUCUGCAGAAGGCCACAGAUGAGGGCUACGAUGUGAGCAAACUGCACAAGACUCCACAGAGUGAUCCACCUCCGGAAGGUGUCGAGGGUCCUGUAGAUAAAAAAGGUUUCUGGUGGAUCAAAUCCAUAUUCGGGAAGUAGGAAAUGCUGGGGGUUACUGAACCAAAGCUUGAUGAACGUGUUAUGUUGAAUGCAGACAAGUAUACCACAACUCCUGUGUAGUAGUGUUUUUGCUGUAACUGGAAAUAGUUGUACUCUGUUUGGCGUUUCUUUUUGUUCUUUAUUAGUGCCAAGUUUUGGCACCUGGUCUAUGAAUGUGUGUUUGUACAUUACGAAAUUCGAAUAUUUCUCUGUUCAGUGGAAGUUCUGAUGACGUCCGGUAUACGAAAAAAUGAUGAAGAUCCCAACAUUGAUAUCA